AGAUCGUUCGACUCCAAUUUGCUCUUUCAAGUUUAUGAUGAAGCUUCAGCUUUUCUUCCUCGUCGUCUUAGUCCACCUCUUGGCCAAUCCAAGUGAAGCCCAAGUAAGUAAGAUAUAAAAUAUUUCAUAUCAUAAAAUUGAAUUCUUUCAAAGUGAAUCGAAAUUUUUGCAGAAACUUUCGAUUCCUGCUAUAUAUUUCUCCUUCGACAUAGACGUACCCUUUCUUAACGUGAAAACACGCGCAUACAUCUUAUCUUAUAAGAGACAUUAAGUUCUUUUUGGUAAUCUUUUGUUAUGCGUAGAGAUCAUUUUAAAAUAUCUCUCACAUAAAAAAUGGUCAUGAAUAAGAUCUAGGCGUUUGAAUUCUAAACAAUCCAAUUAGCUUUACGUUGAACUAAUCGAGGCCCCGGGAUCGAGGCAUAGUAAAAUUUGCUCCUGAAUUUGUUCAAGGUGUACCCGUUUGUGAAUCAAUUUUAUCCUAGGUUUAAAUUUUAUUUUCCUUUGUUUCAAUUUCACUACCAUACAUAACCAUAUCCAAAAACAAAGGAAAAUAAAAUUUGAACCAAGGAAAAAAUUGAACCACAACAUACCGAAUGUAUAAAGGCAUUCAAUGCACUACGAUAUGGAUUAAGCCAAUUUGAGGGUUAGAAACAGCUCUAGGAAUUUGAUCCCACCCUAUAAAGUGUAAAAAGAAUCCUUCUGGUCUCCUACACAGUGCGAAAGAUGUUCUCUUUACCUUUCCAACAGAUACCUCAGUGUUUGCCUGCAUUAGCAACCUACCUUCAGAACCAGACUUCACUGUUGCAGAGUGUCAAAAACGACCUUGAUGCAACUAAGAAACAGCUGCAACAGGCCAUUGGUAAGUUUGAACUUAUGUUGCCUCCAUAUCCAGUAUGUAUCUCUCUGUUUCGCUUGUAGUUUAUCGUACGGGUCUAUCUCUGUCCUAUGAAAGCACUAGAGUACUGGGCCAGUGCAUUUACACCAGCAUCAAAUUUAACUUAGUAUUCUUAAAGUGUCUAUUUUACAUUAGCUACUGUCUUCUCGUCUUCUCCUGAGUCUAUUUGUUUCUACAUCUUCUUCAAACGGGACGCUUUCCCCCCUCCCUCAACAAGGCAGAUAUAUACAAUAGCUUGUGGUAGAUGUAAGUCACAAAGCAACCAUCAGAUUGGCUACAUUUGCAAGAAGGACUGUCCAAGCGGCAAAUCUCAACGUUUACCCAACAACACGAUUUAGGCGUUAGUAUGCUAUUGCAGAUUGACGCUCGUGGGCGAAAAGUUUUAACCGUAAAUGCAAUGAAAAAGCAUUUAUCCCCAUAUCCAUGCCACAAAAACAGGGUUUAAGCAUCGGCUUGGUGAACUCACCAAUUUUUGACAUAUUUGUCAUCCCUGAUGAGGCACAUGAGCAUCCUCGUCCCCAGACCUGCUCGUCCCACUUAUGCGGGCUGGGCCUGUGCACAAGGAACAAGUAGCUCUGAAAAAGUCCAGUCACAUAAGCCUUUCUAAACUACCUUGCAAGAAAAAGAUUUUGAAACGGAUGUGUUGCGAUUGGAUUCCCUUUGUAAGUUUCUACCCAAUUAAAUCUUAAGUCCCCAGAGCCACUUGUUCCUAACCCUAACCGUUGUUCCCUAGCCGGUUAAGAGAAUUAAGCGGCUCUGGGGAAGCGAGUAGGCACAUGGAUUGCUCUUUUUUUUAACCAACAUAUUUUCCUCAUAGGUCAAUGGCCUCCUGGUCAUUAUUGCAUUCUGGCCAGUGGAUCAUGCCCACCCGGAUUUUCCCGUUCCCAGGGACACAUGCGUGCCUUGAAGAUGUACUCUCACACCCCCACUUACAUCACUCCGGCCACGUUCGGAAGCAGUCGGAUCCAGUGUCACGGACCCUGUGGCCGGUACGGGCAGUGGGUCGGAGAACUGUACAUCGCAGCAUGUUGCAAGUGAUGGAGAAUCACAACUAUUCUUCCAUACCACAGUCAGCCCAACGUACAUAGCAUUGUUACACGAAUGAUACUAGGAAACUAGGG
This is a messenger RNA of Porites evermanni, 2016 nucleotides long. NCBI's taxonomy places the organism in Eukaryota, Metazoa, Cnidaria, Anthozoa, Scleractinia, Poritidae. The record is from the annotation of a GenBank genome assembly.